AUGUAUCACCCUAUUAAUGAACCCAAUUAGAAGAAGUCUUGCUUACAAGUAUACAUUUCUUGGACUUCAUACAUCAAUUUAGUAAUCAGUAUUGCAGCAUUAGCAUUUGGUAUCUAUAUAGGAGUAAAAAAUAAAAGUGUCUGGUCUAAUUCUAGUUUUGAUUGGAAUAAAACUUUAAUUGCUCUUUUGAUUGCUGGCUCAGUUUUCCUCUUACUUGCCUCUAUUGCAGGUAUCUGUGGAGGUAGAAAACAAAACAAAUGCUGCAUUUUCAUUUUCUAAAUACUUAGCAUCAUCCUUGCCUUAUUUUUCCUUGUCGCAGGCUUUAUAUUCUUAGGUUUGACAGAUUCUCACUUUACUGAUAUCAAAGACAGUACCUGCUAAGAUAAAGGAAGUAAUGGAACUGAAAUUUUCUAUUAUGGUUAAGAAGCUUACAACAGUGCUUUUUCAUUGUUCUGCACUUAAAGAUGUCCCUGUAAAGUUACAAACACUGAAGUAAAAAGCUAUAUUACUAAAAAUUACAUAUAAAUGGUUCCUUUCAUGCAAGAUAAUGGAUCUGUAAAAGUCCAAGAUUGCUAAGAUUACAAGACUGUCUUUUCAAACUCUGAUGUUAAAAACUAAGCUAAUUGGUUAUAAUCCUUGGAAGAUUCUUUUGACUGUACUGGUAUGUGUAAAAAGCCAGCUAAUAUUUAUUUCUUCAGUGAUAUUAACAAUGGUAUACCUGAUAAUGAUACUUGCAAAGAAAAGUUCUAAGAUUUUGUUCAAAGCUAUGGUAGAGUUGCCUAUAUUGUAGGUUUAAUUGUUGGUGCUUAUCUCUUGAUAAACGCUAUUCUCGCUUUUUGCUUAUGUUGCAGAAAGAAAAACUCAGGAUAAUCCCUUUAUGAACGUUUUGCAAACUAUUGA
This is a messenger RNA of Tetrahymena thermophila SB210, 900 nucleotides long. Its product is annotated as tetraspanin family protein. The transcript has a single exon. NCBI's taxonomy places the organism in Eukaryota, Ciliophora, Oligohymenophorea, Hymenostomatida, Tetrahymenidae. The record is from RefSeq and is a predicted model, not a curated record. Gene Ontology annotation, cellular component: membrane.